Symbiodinium necroappetens is the source of this 2079-nucleotide messenger RNA. Lineage: Eukaryota; Dinophyceae; Suessiales; Symbiodiniaceae. The record is from the annotation of a GenBank genome assembly.
AUGCAGGUGGAGCCAGUGCGAAGUUUUCGAUCCGGACGCAGCUACUUGACAGAAACCUGCAGCCCACAAGUUGUGAUCGUGUGCCUCCUCUCUGCAUGUUUCAGCUUGAUGCUUGGCUUCUGGGCAGACGAUGAACCUGAGCUGCGCCGUUUCUUCGAAGUCUGCAAAGGGACCGGACGGAAGCGGACCUGCUAUUCAAGGCCCUGGACGGCACUCUUUGUGGGGAACGUGCUUUUGGCUGCCACAGCCAUGAUGAUGCAGGGCUACCGGAGCCACUUUGUCUUCAUGGGGGCCGUCACUCUCUUUGGGACAUGCGGUGUUAUCUCUACUAGCCAGGCCCUGGCAGGCUUUUCGAGCCCUGGCAACAUUGCAUUUCAAGCUGUUUUGGUCUUGGUCGGUGGAAUCCAGGACUCCGGCGUGUUGGAUCACAUCUUCUCGCGUCUUCUAGGGGCUGAGCAAAAGAACCUUAAGGCAUUUUUGCGGGUUCAGUUGGUCACAGCCUUCCUGAGUGCUUUUGUUCAGCAAACAACUGUAGUAGUCGCAGCCGCACCGGCGCUGCAACGUUGGGCGCCCCAAGCCGGGUUCACCCCACGCGAGAUCUUGCUGCCCAUUGCAAGCGUUGGUGGGAUGAGCCAAAAUUUCAUGAUCGUAACCUCCACUGUGGCUCUGACCAUCUUUCAGACCAUGCCAGAGGCGGAGCUGCAAAUGCUGGACCCAGCCCUUGGGUGCAUUGUGCUCACGGCCCUCACUUGCAUGUAUUGCACCCUUGCCACGAAGCCACUUCUGGGAUCUGCGGCAGUGGAGCCUCCCAGCCGAAUGGAGCACUUGCGGCAUCAGUGCAGCAACCGCUACUACCUGUCUUUUGAGAUCGCGAAGGGAUCCUUUCUGAUCGGUUCCACGGUUGCUCAAGCAGGGCUGCUCUCUCAGCCGGGUGCUUCUCUGGUUGAUACCGACUUCGCGCUGGACAAGCGACUGGAGGUCGGCGACUUCCUGCACUUCGCCGCCACGGCGGCAGGGGUUGCCCAGAUCCGCAACAGGAGCCCAGGGCUGAUGAUGAAAGGAGUGGAUCCCUUGGCGGUCUUAGGAGCCCAGCGCCAUCGGAGAAGGCUCUUUGAGGUUGGUAUCGCCCCAGGCUCUCCACUUGUGGGCUGCAAAUUGCCCAUCAGCUUGAACCAGGCCAGCUGUAUAGCUGCACGGCGCCCACAAGCUCCGAUGACGAUGACGAGCCCUUAUCCACAGCGACGCCCCUUCCGCUCGUCCCCAGGUGACUUUCUGCCCAACACGGACAUUAGCAGCGUCGAGCUGGGUGAGUUUAGGGAGGCUUUGUCUGCCGGGGACAUCCUUUUGGUGGAGGCGUUCCUGGAGUUUGCCGACUUGCCUGAAGUGGACAGGAACUUCAGCUUUGUUGCAGUGGUUCCGGAGUCAGCUCCGCCACGCCACGGACGCCCUGUGGAUCAGAGAAGAGGAUGGCUGGCACUUCUACUGCUGGCGAUCGUCAUUGUUUGCUCUGUUUUGAACUUCUGCGAGCUGGUGUUCCUUGGCCUCGCUGCUGUUGGCCUCUGCAUUAUUCUGAAUAUUGUCCACCGGGAAGCAGUUUUGCAGCGCCUCAACCUGCCCAUUUUCCUCACCAUCGCGGGAGGUCUCGGUGUGGGACAGGCCAUCAAAGAAAGCGGACUCGGCAACGCGUGGGCAAAGCUGGUGAUAUCUGCCGGGCAUCAUGCCGCCCUCGGCCAUCCGCUGGGCAUCCUGGUGGCCCUGUCCUUCAUCACAUCACUACUGGCAAAUCUCAUGUCGCAUACUGCCACAGCCGCUCUGAUGGCGCCCAUUGCCAUGAGGGUUUGUUCCUCGGAGGGCAUGAACUUGAAGACGACAGCGCUGGUUCUGGUUUUUUCGGCAAACGCAGCCUUUGCAAUGCCUUUCGCUACUUCGUCCAACAUCAUGAUCAAAGGCUUAGGGCCAUACGACUUCGCCGAUUUCCUGCGAUUCGGACUGCCGCUGCAGCUGAUGUGCUUGAUAGCUAUCCCGGCGCUCUGUGCUUUCCAGUUCGGCUUGUCUGAUCCGAAUGCCAUGGAGACGUGA